UACAUUUCCUUACUCAACAAAGCAUAUCAAAGUAACACUUGGGAAUAUGGCUAUUCUCAAAGUUGCUCUCCUCCUUUUACUUGGAAUAAUUUUGCUUGUGAGCAAUGUCGAACAUACAAAUGCCAAAGCUUGCACUAAACAAUGUGACCCUCGAAUUGCAUUUGGGAUUUGCCCACAUUUACAAACUAAAAGAAUUAAUCAAAUAUGCACCAACUGUUGUGCUGGUAAAAAGGGAUGUAAGUAUUUCAGUGCAGAUGGAACUUUUAUUUGUGAAGGAGAAUCUGAAUAUGUAAGUGAGGUGGAUGAUAAUCUCGAGAAGCAUUGUCCUCGAAAUUGUGACCCUCGAAUUGCAUAUGCAAUUUGCCCACGUUCUGAAAUAAGUAACAAAAUUGAUCUUAAUGGAAUAUGCACUAACUGUUGUGCAGGUAAAAAAGGAUGUCAUUAUUUCAGUGCAGAUGGUACUUUUAUUUGUGAAGGAGAAUCUGAAUUUGUAAGUGAGGUGGAUAAUAAUCUCGGGAAGCCUUGUCCUUGAAAUUGUGACCCUCGAAUCGCAUAUGCGAUUUGUCCACGUUCUGAAAUAAGUAACAAAAUUGAUCUUAGUGAAAUAUGUACUAACUGUUGUGCAGGUAAAAAAGGAUGUUAUUAUUUUAGUGUUGAUGGAACUUUUAUUUGCGAAGGAGAGUCUGAUUAUGUAAGCAAGAUAAAGAAUGAUGUAGGGAAGGCUUGCCCUUUCAAUUGUGAUCCAAGAAUUGCUUAUGGAAUUUGUCCACAUUCUAAAAUAAGUAACAAAAUUGAUCUUAAUGGGAUAUGCACUAACUGUUGUGCAGGUAAAAAGGGAUGUAACUAUUUUAGUGCAAAUGAAACUUUCAUUUGUGAAGGAGAGUCUGAAUAUGUAAGUGAAGGAGAAAAUAAUCUCCAGAAAAGCAAGAUUUUUAUUUCUUAAUCUGCAGGUACUCUAUGUAUGAAAUAAAAGCACAAUGAUGUUAUAUUUCUGUUGUGGACCUUUACCGCAGCUUGUGCUAGGUAAAUAAUAUGUAAUGUAAUAUGGCCGUGGAGCUUUACCACGGCUUGUGCUACUCAAAGUAUGUUUGAUAAUACAUGGAACACUAGUUUGUUCUAUUUUUAAAAUCUUGA
Molecule: messenger RNA, 1134 nt
Organism: Solanum pennellii
Lineage: Eukaryota; Viridiplantae; Streptophyta; Magnoliopsida; Solanales; Solanaceae
Product: proteinase inhibitor type-2 TR8-like
Exons: 2
Coding region: 47-532 (161 amino acids)
Molecular function (GO): serine-type endopeptidase inhibitor activity
Source: RefSeq, a predicted model, not a curated record